AUGGUCAAUGCAUGGUUUGCUGAGAGAGUUCACACCAUCCCUGUGUGCAAGGAAGGCGUCAGAGGCCACACGGAAGCUUGCUCUUGCCCCUCGCAGCAGAGUCCCCAUGCAGAGAGCAGCGUCCCUGGAACACCAACCAGGAAAAUCUCCGCCUCCGAAUUUGAUCGGCCUCUUAGACCCAUUGUCGUCAAGGAUUCUGAGGGAACUGUGAGCUUCCUCUCUGACUCAGAAAAGAAGGAACAGAUGCCUCUAACCCCCCCAAGGUUUGAUAAUGAUGAAGGGGACCAGUGCUCAAGACUCUUGGAAUUAGUGAAAGAUAUUUCUAGUCACUUGGAUGUCACAGCCUUAUGUCACAAAAUUUUCUUGCACAUCCAUGGACUCAUCUCCGCUGACCGCUAUUCCCUGUUCCUUGUCUGUGAGGACAGCUCCAACGACGAGUUUCUUAUCAGCCGCCUCUUUGAUGUUGCAGAAGGUUCAACACUGGAAGAAGCUUCAAAUAACUGUAUCCGCUUAGAGUGGAACAAAGGCAUCGUGGGACAUGUGGCUGCUCUUGGUGAGCCCUUGAACAUCAAAGAUGCAUAUGAGGAUCCUCGGUUCAAUGCAGAAGUUGACCAAAUUACAGGCUACAAGACACAAAGUAUUCUUUGUAUGCCAAUUAAGAAUCAUAGGGAAGAGGAUUGGAGGGAAUGUGUCUAGUAUUUCGGCACAGUGUUUGCUUGGGUGUAAACUGGAGGCGAGGCCAUGCAGGCAAGCUGAGGCGGGAUUGUGAAGAGUCGGCAAGUCGCCAUGCAAAAGAGAAUGGUUAUACAAGUGUUCAGUUCAGAAAUUGGUGGUAGUCAUCUCAAAUAUUGAAAGUGGGGAGGUCCUUGAAAGAUGGCAGUUUGAUAUUGAGUGUGACAAGACUGCAAAAGAUGACAGUGCACCCAGAGAAAAGUCUCAGAAAGCUAUCCAAGAUGAAAUCCGUUCAGUGAUCAGACAGAUCACAGCUACAGUGACAUUUCUGCCACUGUUGGAAGUUUCUUACAGAGAUUUGGUUGUACCUGAAAAAUGGGAAGAGUCGGGACCACAGUUCAUUACCAAUUCUGAGGAAGUUCGUCUUCGUUCAUUUACUACUACAAUUCACAAAGUAAAUAGCAUGGUA
Hippopotamus amphibius kiboko is the source of this 1141-nucleotide messenger RNA. Its product is annotated as cGMP-specific 3',5'-cyclic phosphodiesterase-like. The coding region runs from base 1 to 696 and encodes 231 amino acids. Lineage: Eukaryota; Metazoa; Chordata; Mammalia; Artiodactyla; Hippopotamidae. The record is from RefSeq and is a predicted model, not a curated record. Gene Ontology annotation, molecular function: protein binding. The transcript is spliced from 6 exons.